Perca flavescens (yellow perch) is the source of this 4802-nucleotide messenger RNA. It is a transcript of the gene slc40a1, whose product is annotated as solute carrier family 40 member 1. The transcript is spliced from 8 exons. The record is from RefSeq and is a predicted model, not a curated record. Bases 332 to 2038 code for a protein of 568 amino acids. Gene Ontology annotation, molecular function: iron ion transmembrane transporter activity; peptide hormone binding. Gene Ontology annotation, biological process: iron ion transmembrane transport. Gene Ontology annotation, cellular component: basolateral plasma membrane. Lineage: Eukaryota; Metazoa; Chordata; Actinopteri; Perciformes; Percidae.
GAGCGAGCAGCAGAACAGGGCUAACCGUCCAGUGGAGCGGCGCUCACUUCAGCUCCUAGCUUUGUGCUUUUGCGACUAACGCACUUUUAGCGCAUAAAACUAUUUCUUUCCGACUUCAGCUACAGUGAUAGCUAAGUUUGGAAGGGGGGAAAGGGGGAUAAACGCCGUGUCUUUUUUAGUUUCUUAACCGUUACCGACAGUAAGAUGCAGUGAUAGCCGGGGUCCGCCUCCUUCACAACAUCACAAAAGAGGAGACAGCGUCAAGCUAAAAAAAAAAAAAAAAAAUCAAUAUUCUCUUGGUUAUAUUUUUUGACAUUUGGACAGCUUUAAAAUGGAUAACCCUGGACCUAAAAGCUCAUGCUGUGAGUCUGUCCGAGACUUCUUCACUUCAGCUAAAUUCCUUAUUUACAUGGGACAUGCUCUGUCAACAUGGGGUGACCGAAUGUGGAAUUUCGCCGUGGCUGUUUUCCUAGUGGAGCUGUAUGGGAACAGCCUGCUGCUCACGGCCGUGUACGGGCUGGUGGUGGCCGGCUCCGUGCUGCUGCUGGGGGCCAUCAUUGGGGACUGGGUGGACAAAAAUCCAAGACUCAAAGUGGCCCAGACUUCGCUGCUCGUCCAGAACAGUUGCGUCAUCGUGUGUGGGAUCCUCCUGAUGGUUGUUUUCCAGUUCAAAGAACAGCUCGUGGAGCUUUACAAUGGAUGGAUUCUGACCACCUGCUACAUCCUGGUGAUCACCAUCGCCAACAUCGCCAACCUAGCCAGUACGGCUACAGCCAUCACCAUCCAGAGGGACUGGGUGGUGGUUGUGGCAGGUCAGGACAGCAGCAAGUUGGCAGACAUGAACGCCACAGUGCGGAUUAUCGACCAACUGAACAACAUCCUGGCUCCCAUGCUGGUGGGUCAGAUAAUGUCCUUUGGCUCCCAUUUCAUCGGCUGCGGCUUCAUCUCUGGCUGGAACCUGUGCUCCAUGUGUGUGGAGUACGCGCUGCUGUGGAAGGUCUACCAGAAAACGCCGGCGCUGGCCGUGAAAGGCGGUCAGAAGGAGCAGCAACAGGAGCUCAAACAGCUCAGCCCCACCAAAGACUUGGAGAUCGACCAGAGUCCGGAGGAGUCGUCUCAGCCGCUGAUGAACGAAACGUCAGCCGUGGCCACGCCCGACUCUCCCGAGCAGCGCGGCUGUUGCUCCCAGAUGAUGGAACCCCUGCGCACCCUGAAGGCCGGCUGGGUGGCCUACUACAACCAGAACAUUUUCUUAGCCGGGAUGUCCCUGGCAUUCCUCUACAUGACGGUGCUGGGCUUCGACUGCAUCACCACGGGCUACGCCUACAUGCAGGGCCUCAACGGCUCGGUGCUCAGCCUGCUGAUGGGCGCCUCGGCCGUGUCGGGCAUCUGCGGCACCGUCGCCUUCACUUGGGUCCGAAAGAAGUGCGGCCUGAUCCGCACGGGCUUCAUUUCAGGCACGGCCCAGCUGUGCUGCCUCAUGCUGUGCGUUGCCUCGGUCUUUGCCCCCGGGAGCCCCUUCGACCUCAGCGUCUCGCCCUUCAAGGACCUGUACACCCACCUGAUCGGAGAGAAGAUGCUGCCCGAGGCCGAACACAGCCUCACCAGCGCCCUCACCUUUGGGAACGCCACUACUGCCGCCCCCGCUGAAGAGGUGUUGCCCCUGCAGUCCUACAUGUCUGUCAGCCUGCUGUUUUCUGGCGUCAUUGCUGCUAGAGUUGGCCUGUGGUCCUUCGACCUGACGGUGACCCAGCUCAUCCAGGAGAAUGUGAUCGAGUCGGAGCGUGGGGUGAUCAACGGCGUCCAGAACUCCAUGAACUACCUCUUAGACCUGCUGCACUUCAUCAUGGUGAUUCUGGCCCCGAACCCGGAGGCCUUCGGCCUGCUGGUCCUCAUCUCCGUGUCCUUCGUAGCCAUCGGUCACGUCAUGUACUUUUGCUAUGCCUUCAAGAGCCUGGGCAGCCGCCUCUUCCUCUGCUGCUCGCCGGAGCACAAGGAGGAGACGGUGGACAGCCUGUCACUCCCUACCACCGUCUAAACCCCGUUAAAGAGACUCUGUCCUGGGUACAUAUCUCUCAAGCCUUACCCUACUCCUGCAUCUCUUAUCUAGCUAACUAAUGUCUUUGCUUGUAGCUGGCAGAAUGCUAACCUAAACCAGAGAAAGGUAACUUAACAUGCUAUGCAUACUGAAUACAGCAUUAAUCGUAGAAAGUGGUGAGUAGAACGCUUACGGUCAUAGAAAAACGAAUCCACAGUGAAACUUUUAGACGACGCUAACUUUUUCAGGGCCGGAUUCAGACGAGAGCCUCUGCCUCCCGCCUGUCCGUGCUCCGCGAUACAUACGUGCAGGAGGAUCCAUCACUUCCAGGCGUUUGAAGUAAGAAUUCAGGGGACACGGCACUGCACAAUAUUCGCCUUCUAGCCAACAGCCUGGAUCUAGCUGUAAAGAUUUUUAAAAGGUGCUACAGCUAACUAAAAGGCGACAUGAGAGCGAAAUCCUGCAGGGAAGCGGUCACUGAGGCUUGGAUUGUGAGGGACGACUGUCUCAGACCCCCCAAAAGAGAGCGCGCGUCCCCUAUUUGUGACGCUUGGCUCUCAGUGACUGCAUUGGUGCUGUAGCUGCGUCUCCUAGCUGUUCUCUGAUAGCCGGGGCUUUACACAUAUAUGUAUGAUAAGCAGGUUGGAGCUUUUUUAUUUAACCAAACACAAAACUGGGAUCUAGUCUCUUUAAUACGCAGGUAUGAGGGUUAAUUGUAUUUAUUCAGGAAAUGGCGGACGGUGGUUUUUAUAAUAAUCGUAUACUCAGUAUUGUGUAUCGCGCGGUUGUGCCCUAAGAAAGAAAUGAGAAACCCUAUGCACCCUUGUCUAUAGCUCUCUCAGUUACCAAAGUGAAAGUCCAUAUGUGGCAUAAAAGGAAGUGAGGGAAAGCAGAUAUCUGUUCGAAGCCUUCCAAAUGUAAUUAUUUACAUCAGGUGACAGUAGUUGUGUAGGUUCACUAAUGCAUUUAUACACCCUUGGUAUACCUGAAUAUGUCUAACCCACUCGGAGAUUGUACUUCAAUUUAGUUUUCGGUUUAGUUUCCAUUAACAGCUUCGUUUUGUCACCUUUUGAUUUUUUUAUGUUCUGAAUUAAUUUUUUUUUAAAUCAUGAUUGUUGUUACACAGGCACUUUAAGUGAUCGACGUCUGUCAUUUACACCUAACGCGUGAUCAGGCAUUUGAUCAAUAUUUUUGCACAAGGCUGAAGUCCCGUAAAACCCCUGCACAAUCUUACACACAAUCACUUUGAUUCUCUCGGUCAGUCUGGUCAGACGCUGUGGUUUAAAAAAAAGAAAUAAAAAGAAAUAAAGGCACAUAUUGGAACACUUAUGAGGAAAAACUGUACCAGCUCCUGUGAAAAAGUCUGGAAAGUUUACCUCAGAGACCCAUGUUUCCUCAAAAAGUCAGCCAGGAAGCUCAGUCAGCAAAACCUCCCGGAUCUCAGACUGCCAACAGAAUCUGGACCUGGACUCAGUUUGACUUCUAAUUGCUGUAAGCUUCAACAGAGGUGGACCCAUUUCACUCAAGUCAAAGUUCUUGCACUUAUAUUGACAUCUCUGUACAGUACUAGUCUAGAAAAUGUAUUUUCAUAGUAUCUCAUGAGCGUUUGUGGCUCUGUUUGCAUGCUACUUGUCCUGUGAAGUGAUUUUGUAAGUAAAAGAGUGUUUCCAAAAACAGCUAAACAUCACCGAUAUUUGGAAAGUAGCUUUGCUACAAAGUGAGCCUACUAUACAUAACUUUAUCUGAUACACGUUGAAAUUGCAGGAUAGUGAUGAAUGCUAAAACAUAGUGUAACAAAUAAGUCAUUAUCUAAAGUUUUCUAACAUCAGCCACCAUAAGCUAAGUAAAGCUGUAGCAGCAAAACCCCAGAGUUCAACUUUUGAUUUGUAAGAGGAAUAAUGGGUUAUUUCGUCUGAAUUUACAUGAUAUCACCCAAAUAUAGUUGCUAAUUUAGCAGUAACUAGGCCCUUCAACUUCUGACCUUCCAUGAUUUCCGUUGCCUUACUGUAAACUAGCCUUGACCGCUGUUAUGCGCACACAUGUGGCUACAUCAAGACGGUUACUAGCCGCACCCUACCCAUGAAAAAUCAAGCCAGUCUAGCCCAGAUUUUGGUAAGUGCGAAGGAGAAAUAUUUAGGUUGGAAACGGAGGUAGCCACACAAGAUGUAGGAGAACAGAAGGCCACUUUUUAGCUGCAUGUGCUGAGUCAGGAUUCAGUCUGCAGGUGUGCCAUUAAGGUGCUGACUCACUCAUGUUCCACUCGGGUUUAAUGUAACCUUAAACUCAGUCUGGGCAUGGAAACUAAACAGCUCUUACAACGCUUGAUCUGCUGAUUCAGGAAUAUCUCACAUAGCCAUAAAUCUAUAUUUUUUAUGUAAAUAACAUUAGCAGCCAGGCGAUACAAAAAUUUACUUUAGUAUACAAUAAAUAAAAAAGGAUAUUGUGUAUACUGUUGUCAUGCUGUUUUUACAUGUUUUUAUACACCUAGUGUUAGCAUUUUGUGUCAGAUGAGGUUUCUUAAAGAUUUUUGAAAAUUGUGUAUAAAGCAAUUACUAUCUUUUCUUUGAAUACAUUUGUAUCAUACUGCUUUAAUCUGACAAUAUACACACAUUUCUGUUUGUAUUUAUAUAUCAGUGUUUUAGAUCAAAAGCAUCAAAUUUUAAAGAAAUCAUUAUCAAAUAAUCACACUCCAUGGAAUAUAAGAAUGUUGGUAGGUACUGCUUGUCUAGCAUGAGGUCUCCUAAAUAAAGAAAAUCUUCACAAA